Pyricularia pennisetigena is the source of this 1194-nucleotide messenger RNA. RefSeq lists its product as uncharacterized. Bases 1 to 1194 code for a protein of 397 amino acids. The record is from RefSeq and is a predicted model, not a curated record. NCBI's taxonomy places the organism in Eukaryota, Fungi, Ascomycota, Sordariomycetes, Magnaporthales, Pyriculariaceae. The transcript has a single exon.
AUGCUCGAUAUUGUCAUCCAACUCGGGCCAGAUAGCGCCAAGGAUCAGGAUCUAUGCGCAUCACUGCGCGCGCAUGCCCUUGCGGCAGAGCGGUCGAGAAACUGCCACAAUAGCAGCGUCAUCGCUCGCGCCGAGGAAGCCGUCGCCUCCAACGCGGAGCUGCUGGCCCAAGACGAACACGGCAACACCUGGCUCUCCACAGGCGAUGAUCGGUGGUCGGCCGGGCGUUUCGAGGCUGUCACCGUUGCCGACCUGCGCGAGCGCGCCGAGCAGGCCCGCGCAGCGACCUCUCCUUCCCCAGGUGCACCGACGCCCCGUCUGCGGAUGUGGGUGCUCGGCGGGGAGUCCAUCGCCACCGACAUCGGCAGCCUGCAGGCCACCGCCGGAGACGGCGCGCUCUUCCAGGUCGCGUCGCAGUUCAACUGCCUGGAGUCCCCGGCCGCGGAGCAGCUGGUGCCGGUGCGCCGCUACGUCCACGACUGCACGCAGGGCCCGCGGGCCGCCGUCGGCGCUUUCCCCGCCGCGCUGCUGCGGCACUACCGCGCGCCUGGCCCGGACGGGCAGCCGUUCGUCCAGACGGCCGACGGCAGGCAGUUGGAUCUGCUGGACGAGGCGGUGGACCCGUCGCUCGGGGGCCGGCGCAACGGAUACCUGAAUGGGUACAGGGCACGCGACACUGCCGCCAUCGUCGACGCGCUGCGUAGCAACCAAGACAAGAUCAAGGUCGGCGUGCAGACCGAGGCCGAGGUCGUGCUCGGUGCGGAGUGGUACGGCGCCGUGGAGGGCCGGCCGCGCAUCGCGCAGGUCUUUACGUCGACGGUCGCGGGCGGGUUUUACGGCGGCGAGCGGGCCUUUGGGGCCAGCUUCCCGACCGUCUGCGCGAUCCUGCUCCGGGCCGCCUACCGCGGUACCCUGCUUGCUGCGGCGGCGGGGAGACGGCAAAAGGUGGUGCUGACGCUGAUCGGGGGUGGGGUCUUUUUGAAUGAUCUGCGAGCCAUCUGGACGGCCAUCGCCGAGGCUGCGGAGCACGUCGAGCCUCUGCUGAGUAGUGAUCUGGAUGUGUUUGUGAACGUGCGGGAGCUGGGUGCCUUUUCACGCGCGCUACCUGCCGAUGAGCCGCUGAAGACUGUGCAGCGGUGGGGAGGCGCUGUGAUUCGGUUUGACCUGCAUGGCCAAGUUGUUGUUCAGCGCUGA